Messenger RNA from Diatraea saccharalis (sugarcane borer), 621 nucleotides. The record is from the annotation of a GenBank genome assembly. NCBI's taxonomy places the organism in Eukaryota, Metazoa, Arthropoda, Insecta, Lepidoptera, Crambidae.
AUGCUGUUUAAGGGUAAUAGCAGCAGAUUGGAACAUUUGAUUGAGAAAAUUCAAGCUAACAAGGAGAACCACGACGUCAUCACUGAGGAUAUAAAGGAGGCCCUGGGCAGCGUAGGCAGCACGGCGGGCAGCUCGUGGCCGUCAUCGACGCCUGAGCCGUCCCCAUCACCAGCUUCCACGCCCACCUCAGCUGAUGCGGCUGAUGCUGACGUAGAGCCACCGUUCACUCUCGGCGCCACGGAGCACACGCCGUACCAGUGUCAGUUCUGCGACAAGGCUUUCCCGAGGCUGUCUUAUUUGAAGAAACAUGAACAAAGCCGGUGCGUAGAUAUGCAUCGCAACCGCCUCGAGAGCCGUGCCACUGAGCCCUGUGACGUGCCAUUACGCCGCUCGUACAUCUCGGCUCCUUUGUGCUUCGCCGAUCUCACCGCGUUACGAUUACAACACGCCGCGACAGAUCUAGCUAAGAUAGGUCACUAUAGCGCCUAUGAUAAGGAUCGCUGCGUGCGCGGACGCGGUGCGGUGAUGGUGCGCCGACAAAUAUAUCGGACGAUGAUCGCGCUUCGCUCUCGCGACAGACCGCUGACGGCCGGAAAUAGGUUCGCGAUAACAACUCCCUAG